Geosmithia morbida is the source of this 2985-nucleotide messenger RNA. RefSeq names its product UV DNA damage endonuclease. The record is from RefSeq and is a predicted model, not a curated record. The transcript is spliced from 5 exons. Gene Ontology annotation, biological process: response to UV; peptidyl-lysine methylation; mitochondrial DNA repair. Gene Ontology annotation, molecular function: protein binding; endonuclease activity; protein-lysine N-methyltransferase activity. The coding region runs from base 1 to 2985 and encodes 994 amino acids. Gene Ontology annotation, cellular component: nucleus; mitochondrion. Lineage: Eukaryota; Fungi; Ascomycota; Sordariomycetes; Hypocreales; Bionectriaceae.
AUGCCGUCUAGCAAGAGAAAGAAUCGUGAAUCGCAGUCGCCACCCACAUCUAAUACUCGCCAACGAUUCAGUACAAGGGUGGCCAGCAGACGAGCAGAAGAGAUUGAAAAGGAAGGACAAGACGCCAUACGGUCCGAUAGUGUAGAACGCGCGGUACGGAAACUGAAAGAGAUGGAAGAUCAGCUGCAGAAUAUAGUGAGGAAGGAACGGAGAGCCGUCGAGACGUCGAGACUCGAUGACAAGCUGGCCGACGGAAAAACCAGGAUCGACAAUGCUAAGUUGCCGCGCACAAGUAUCCCCAUCAACCAUGUCAUCAACGGCAAGCCGGGGGAUCACGGCAGCUCCAGUGACCUCGAUACCGGAGAGGAUGACUCUGUUCCCUGGACUUCCGAUGCAGCAAAGGAUCAAGAAGAAGUGGAGAGGGGAGCGAGGAGAGCACCACCGGUAAACAGUGAGCGGCUACCAUUGCCCUGGACAGGCCGACUGGGAUAUGCCUGUCUCAACACAUACCUGAGAGCUUCCAACCCUCCGGUAUUCUCGUCCAGGACGUGCCGGAUCAGUUCCAUCAUAGACCACCGAUAUCCCCUCGAGAAGCCGGACCAGCCCGAACACGCAGUCAAGAACCGGCCCGACAAGACUAAGAAGGCUGAUGAGAGGCUCGGCGUGGAAUAUGUGCGGGAGAUCGGGCUGGCCAACGCCCGCGACGUCAAGAAGGUUCUCCGAUGGAACGACAGAUUCGGCAUCAAGUUCAUGAGGCUGAGCAGCGACAUGUUCCCCUUUGCUAGCCACCGGGACUACGGCUACGAGCUUGCGCCGUUUGCAGCGUCGACAUUGGCCGAAAUAGGACAGGUAGCAGCCGAGCUGGGACACCGGCUCACCGUACAUCCGGGCCAGUAUACCCAGCUGGGCAGUCCACGAAAGGAGGUUGUGACUGCGGCGGUGCGCGACCUUGAAUACCACGACGAGAUGCUCUCCCUUCUACGUCUGCCAGAACAGGCUGACCGCGAUGCCGUCAUGAUAUUGCACCUAGGGGGGACGUUUGGCGACAAGGCAGCCACGAUGGACCGAUUCCGCGACAACUUCAGAUCUUUGCUAUCGGAGGCCAUCAAGAGGCGGUUGGUCCUAGAGAACGACGACGUCUCGUGGACAGUGCACGAUCUGCUCCCGCUUUGCGAGGAGCUGAAUAUCCCCCUCGUACUCGACUUUCACCACCAUAACAUCCUGUUCGACCAGGACAAGAUCCGUGAGGGAACCCGCGACAUCAUAGACCUGUAUGACCGCAUUGCCGCCACGUGGACGCGCAAAGGUAUACGGCAGAAGAUGCACUAUAGCGAGCAGACGGCAUCAGCAAUUACACCGCGUGAACGGCGGAAGCAUUCGGCUCGCGUACGGACCCUACCUCCUUGCCCCGACGGCAUGGACCUCAUGAUCGAGGCAAAGGACAAGGAGCAGGCGGUGUUUGAGCUGAUGCGCACGUUCAAACUUCCAGGAUAUGACCUGUUCAAUGACAUUAUACCGUAUGAGAGGGACGAUGAGUCUCCUACUAGUUCCAGGAGCAAGAAUAAAAACACGAAGAAGAAUGCGGCAGAUCACUCCUUCCUGAGCUGGUUCAAGGGCCUCCCCGGAGCCUCAUUCUCUGAUGACAUAAGCAUUAUCGACCUGCGCUCGCGAGGUGCUGGGCGCGGGAUAGUGGCAACCCGAGACAUCUCACCAGACACAACGCUCUUCACCAUCCCGAGAAAAGGAAUAAUAGACGUAGAGACGUCAGACAUAGCCAAGAGGCUUCCCGACCUGUUCAGGGCGAAUCUUUCGGCCCGGGAAGGCACGCGGGAGGACGGCAAUGCUGCGGACGACUCUCCCAAGCAGGACAGCUGGAGCGGGCUCAUCCUCAUCCUGAUCUAUGAAUUCCUCCGCGGCCAGGACUCCCCCUGGAAGCCGUACUUUGACAUCCUACCCCAGACGUUUGAGACGCCCAUGUUCUGGACGGAUGAGGAGCUGGACGAGCUGCAGGCCAGCCCGACGCGGGGCAAGGUUGGUAGGGAGAAUGCCGAGGCCAUGUUCCGCGCCUCGAUUCUGCCCGUCAUCCGCCAGAAUCCAGAGUUGUUCGCCUCGAGCGAAGUGGCGAGCGACGACCAGCUGAUCGGCCUGGCGCACAGGAUGGGAAGCACAAUCAUGGCAUACGCGUUUGACUUGGAGAAUGAAGAUGAGCAGGAGGAGAAUCCCGACGAGGAGUGGGUCGAGGACCGCCAGGCAAAGUCUGUCAUGGGAAUGGUGCCCAUGGCUGACAUUCUAAAUGCCGAUGCUGAAUUCAAUGCCCACGUCAACCACGGCGACGAGAGCCUUAGCGUCGUAUCCCUGAGACCGAUCAAGGCCGGCGACGAGAUCCUCAACUACUACGGCCCCCAUCCCAACUCCGAACUUCUCCGCCGAUACGGCUACGUCACAGACAAGCACGCACGCCACGAUGUCGUCGAGCUCCCCUGGAGUGACGUCGAGAGAGCCAUGGCGUCUGAGCUGGGAGUCUCGACAGACAAACUCAGCGGGAUCCGCAAGGGUCUCGACGAUGAGGAGUUCGAAGAUACGUUUGUCCUCGAGCGAGAGGCCGGGGACAUCGGUCCCGACGGCAUGUUCGAGGGUCCGCCCGGUGGUGUCUUGGUGCCCGAGGAGCUGACGGAGCAGCUCAAGUUUUUUGUUAAGGCUGUCAAGAAGCUGGACCCCGAGGCCGUUCCCGAGAAGAGAAAGCGUCGCGAGAUCAUGGAGUCUAUACUUGCCAGGGCUGUGGUGGCCCUGGAAGCGAGGUACCCUACUUCCGUGGAGGAGGAUGAGCGUCUGCUGAGCCAGGGCGGUCUAUCUGAGCGUCAUCGUAUGGCUGUUGUUGUCAGGUUGGGCGAGAAGAGGCUGCUUCGGGAGACGAAGGCUCAGCUUGCGCAGAGUGCCGAGCAGGAAACCGAAGGUAGUUCUGGCAAGAAGGCUAAGAGGUCAUGA